This is a messenger RNA of Penicillium brevicompactum, 1899 nucleotides long. RefSeq names its product putative ABC transporter. Gene Ontology annotation, molecular function: ATP binding; ABC-type transporter activity; ATP hydrolysis activity. The transcript has 8 exons. The record is from RefSeq and is a predicted model, not a curated record. Gene Ontology annotation, cellular component: membrane. NCBI's taxonomy places the organism in Eukaryota, Fungi, Ascomycota, Eurotiomycetes, Eurotiales, Aspergillaceae. Bases 1 to 1899 code for a protein of 632 amino acids.
AUGCAUGAUCCCUCGAUAUCGAACUUGGCCAGGUCCCCGGACCUGGAGCGAAACGACGGUGGAGACUUUCUCUUGAACCAGACUGUACAAAGCUUCUCGUGGCAGGAUCUGACUGUCACAGUCAGAGACCGAGAGACCAAGAAGUCCCGCGAUUUGAUCAAUGCUAUCAGCGGUGAUGCACAACAUGGGGAGCUGGUUGCCUUGAUGGGCCCCUCGGGCUGUGGUAAGACAACUCUUCUCAACGUUCUCGCUCGACGUGCCGCGUCGUCCGGCGCAAAGGUGAUCGGGGAGACCUACGUGAACGACUCACAGGCCGACGCCAGAUCUUUCCAGCGGAUGACCUCCUAUGUCGAGCAGGAGGAUGCAUUGAUAGGGUCCCUGACUGUGCAAGAGACAUUGAAGUUUGCAGCAGAUCUUUCCUUGCCUAGAUCCGUAUCAAAACUUCAACGUAUGGAGCGAAUCCGAACCCUUUUGGAAGCAUUUGGUAUUCAGAAGCAAGCAAACACUUUGGUUGGCACCCCGAUCCGAAAGGGGAUCAGUGGUGGCCAGAAGCGCCGCGUGAGCGUUGCUAGCCAGCUCAUCACUUGUCCCAAGAUCUUGUUCCUGGACGAGCCAACCAGUGGACUGGACUCAACAGCCAGUUAUGAGGUAAUCUCAUAUGCGAGGGAACUUGCUAGAGCCAAUAAUCUCAUCAUCAUCGCGAGUAUUCACCAACCGUCGACCACAACAUUCAAGCUGUUUGAUAAGCUGCUUCUCCUUUCAUCUGGGAGAACUUGCUAUUUUGGCCGAACCGAGCAUGUUGAGAGCUACUUUGAUACCAUCGGCUACCCGGUACCUCUCCAGACCAAUCCGGCCGAAUUUCUGUUGGAUAUCGUCAGCUCGGAUUUUUCAGGCUCCAAGGAACUUGCCAGUGAGAGGGUGCAAGCUAUCCAGAAUGCUUGGACUGAGUCGACACAAGCGGUCAGUGUUACAAAAGAGAUUUCCGAGCGAGUUCAUUCAGUGGAGAAGACUGUCAACAAGUCCGCAAUGGAGGACAUGACUCGGCCAAAUGGACUUUCGAUCACCUUGGCUCUUUUGCACCGGUCUUUUAUCAAGUCCUACCGUGAUGUCGUCGCAUAUGGAAUUCGCAUUGUCAUGUAUCUUGGUUUGGCCAUCAUGAUGGGUACUGUGUGGCUUCGACUUCAUCCAUCUCAGGAAUACAUUCAGCCUUUCAUCAAUGCGAUCUUCUUCGGUUCUGCUUUUAUGUCUUUCAUGGCUGUAGCCUACGUCCCAGCAUUCCUAGAAGACCGGGCAACCUUCGCAAAAGAGAGAGCUAACGGGCUCUACGGUGCAACACCCUUCAUGAUAUCUAACUUUUUGAUCGGGUUGCCCUUCUUGUUCCUAAUCUCCAUCCUCUUCUCGAUUGUCUCAUACUGGCUUUCAAACUUCCAACCAACCGCGGAAGCGUUCUUCACCUGGGUGAUGUGGAUCUUCCUCGACCUUGUUGCCGCCGAAUCGCUCGUAGUCCUCGUGACAGCAAUCUUCCCGAACUUUGUGAUCGCCUUGGCGCUGGUAGCAUUUGCAAAUGGACUGUGGAUGAGUGUCGGAGGGUUUCUGGUCACGCCGACGAUUCUCAAUCCGUUUUGGAAAUAUGUGUUUCACUACAUCGACUAUCAGGCAUAUGUAUUCCAGGGUAUGAUGGUCAACGAGUUCUCAAAACGUACCUAUUCCUGUGGCGCCGGAUGCCAGUGCAUGUACAACACCGAUCUAGCAGAUCAAUGUCUCAUUCGUGGCACCGGGGUACUGGAGUCAUAUGGCUAUGCCACUGGUCGGACCGGGAAGUGGGCUGGAAUUCUUGUUGGCAUUAUUGCAGUUUAUCGACUGUUCGGAUGGAUUGCCCUGUAUCUGCGAAAGAACUAG